Messenger RNA from Anopheles stephensi (Asian malaria mosquito), 3325 nucleotides. Its product is annotated as RNA cytidine acetyltransferase. Gene Ontology annotation, molecular function: tRNA binding; ATP binding; 18S rRNA cytidine N-acetyltransferase activity. Gene Ontology annotation, cellular component: 90S preribosome; nucleolus. The transcript is spliced from 6 exons. Lineage: Eukaryota; Metazoa; Arthropoda; Insecta; Diptera; Culicidae. Gene Ontology annotation, biological process: rRNA acetylation involved in maturation of SSU-rRNA. Bases 104 to 3139 code for a protein of 1011 amino acids. The record is from RefSeq and is a predicted model, not a curated record.
GUAUCUGUCAAACUGAGGGCCGCAUUUGUUUUGAAAAGGAGUCCCACGUGAAACCGGCGUGGUAUCGUAGUAAUUCAACGAAUUUACGCAUUUACCGGGCAAAAUGGUAAAAAAGAAGAUAGAUAACCGUAUCCGCGUGAUGAUCGAAAAUGGGGUGAAGCUGGGCCAUCGCACGAUGUUCGUCAUCGUUGGCAACAAAGCUCGCGAUCAGGUGCCCAUUCUGUACGACAUCCUGACCAAGGCAUCGGUUAAGGCACGGCCGCCGGUGCUGUGGUGCUACAAGAAUAAGGAUGAAGCCAUCUCCAACCAUGGUAAAAAGCGAGCGAAGAAGAUCCAGGCCGGCAAGAUCGACAUCAACGAGUCGGAUUUGUUCGACGCGUUUCGUGUAGCUACCACCAUCCAUGGCAGGUACUACAAGGACACGCAUACCAUCCUUGGCAAAACGUACGGUGUGUGUGUAUUGCAAGAUUUCGAAGCCCUCACACCCAACCUUUUGGCACGGACGAUCGAAACGGUGGAAGGCGGUGGCUUGAUCAUUUUGCUGCUCAAAACGAUCUCCUCCCUGAAGCAGCUCUACACCAUGAGCAUGGACGUGCACAAACGCUACCGCACGGAAGCACACCAGAACGUGACGUGUCGCUUCAACGAGCGCCUGAUUCUUUCGCUAGCCGACUGCUCUCGGUGUCUGUUGGUGAACGAUGAUCUAACCGUGCUCCCGCUAUCAUCCCGCACGGCCGAUGUGAAACCGAUCGACGUUGCCGCCAUUGAGCACGAUCAAAGCGAGCAGCUGGCCGAGCUGAAGGAAAGUCUGUCCGAUGCGCCACCGGCGGGACCGUUGGUGAAUCUGUGCCGUACGUACGACCAGGCGAAAGCCGUGGCCCAAUUCAUCGAUGCGCUAGCGGAAAAGCAGCUGAAACCGCCAACGUCGCUGACUGCGGGCCGUGGUCGUGGAAAGUCGGCCGCCAUGGGUCUCGCGAUUGCCGGUUCGAUUGCGUUCGGGUACGUCAAUGUGUACGUAACUUCGCCAUCGCCGGAAAAUUUGAUCACUCUGUUCGAGUUCAUACUGAAAGGGUUCGACGUGCUCGAGUACCAGGAGCACACCGACUACACGAUCAUACGCUCGACGAAUCCGAACUUUAACAAAGCGAUCAUACGCAUCAAUGUGACACGCAACAACCGGCAAACGAUCCAGUACAUUUCCCCGUCGGACGCACAUCUGCUGAAUGCGGCUGAUCUGUUGAUUAUCGACGAAGCGGCCGCCAUCCCGCUACCGAUGGUGAAAGCCAUGCUCGGUUCGUACCUGGUGUUUAUGGCCUCUACUAUCAACGGGUAUGAAGGAACAGGACGAUCGCUUAGCUUGAAGCUGCUAUCGCAACUACAAAAGGAAAACAAUGCGCCACUGCCGAUUACGCUGGAAGAAUCCAUCCGCUACAGUCCCGGUGAUCCCGUCGAAACGUGGCUUACAUCGCUGCUGUGUCUUGAUGCUAAGAUUGUGCAGAAUUUAAAUUCCGGCUGCCCACCGCCGGACGAGUGUCAGCUGUAUUACGUGAACAGAGACGCCCUGUUUUCCUACCACCGAGCGGCCGAAACGUUUCUGCAGCGCAUCGUUUCGAUUUGCGUAUCGUCGCACUACAAAAACAGUCCGAACGAUUUGCAGAUGAUGAGCGAUGCACCGGCCCAUCAUUUGUUCUGCCUUUUGGGUCCGAUUGUGAAGAAAAAUCAGCUGCCCGAAAUACUGGUCGUGAUUCAGGUGUGCCUCGAGGGAGAAAUUUCCUCACAAACGGUGCAGAACUCGCUUGUGCGAGGCAUGAAAGCUUCGGGCGAUUUAAUCCCGUGGAACAUAACGGAACAGUUUGGUGAUCAUGAGUUUCCAAAGCUGUCCGGGGCGCGUAUCGUGCGCAUUGCAACGCAUCCAAACUAUCAGCGGAUGGGCUACGGAAAGCGUGCACUGAACCAGUUGAAACUUUACUACGAAGGAAGAUUUCCGAUCGACACAUCGAACGGUUUCGACGAUGAGCAGGAAAACGACGAUGAUGGCAUCGAAACGAUCGAUGAUGAGGAAGUUGAUUUGCUGAAAGAGGUGAUAGCACCGAGGAAAAAAAUUCCCACACUGCUCAAAUCGCUCUCCGAGCGCAGACCCGAAAUGCUCGACUACCUGGGCACUUCGUUCGGUCUAACGGGCGAGCUGUUGCGCUUUUGGAAGAGCCAAAAGUUUGUGCCCGUGUACCUAAGCCAGAAGGAAAAUGAACUUACCGGAGAGCACUCGUGCAUCAUGCUCUGUCCGAUCAGCUCCAGCGUCGAGCGAGUUGAGACGAACGAAUGGCUGAACCACUACUUUGCCGAUUUCCGUCGGCGCGUUCUGAAAUUGCUCGGCAAGGCAUUCAACAAGUUUCCUACCAGUAUGGCACUUUCUUUGCUGGAAAAUAAGGCGGUUAAGGUGGAGGGCAAAGCCUUAACGCAAACCACCAUCGACGAAAUGUUUCUCCCGCACGACGUACAGCGAUUGGAGAUGUACAUCAACAACCAGGUGGAGUACAAACUGAUCUGGGAUCUGACGACGGAUCUGGCGUCGCUGUACUUUCAAGACAAGAUGGCCGGUUCCCACCUCGAAACGCUUCACAAAGCGAUACUGCUGGGUUGCGGGCUGCAGCACAAGUCCAUCGACGGUAUGAUGGAAGAGUUGAACAUGCCCAGCAAUCAGGUGCUGGCAAAGUUUUACGACUGCAUGAAAAAGCUUACCAACUACAUACUGCGCACGAUGGAGCGCACGAUCGAGGGCGGUAUGACAAAGGCGAGCGAGCUGAACAUGGGACAGCAUUUGGUUCCGUUGCCGCAGAGCCUCAACGAAGAGCUGGCGGAAGAUGUUAGAACGCUGAAAAAGCAGCAGAAGCAGGAGUUGACCAAGCUGAAGAAACUUAACCUUGAGCAGUACGCAAUCAAGGGAACGGACGAAGAAUGGAGCAAAGUGCUAGCGGCCAGCAAAUCGACGAUAGUCUCCAUCAAAAGUGGUGAAAAGCGUCUUAAUGAGUCUGUCGACGAUUCCAACAUGUCGUCCGGUGCGGGUGAUGAUGGUACGCGCCCGCAAAAGAAGAAAGCCAAAUUCGGCAAGAAGCAAAAGGCGCGCAAUAGUAUGGUUUAGGAAAGCUAUAUAAUGCUAAUCUACAGCGUUCGAAACAGCUACAUACUGUAAGGGAAAUAUAUUGCUAGAUUUAAAUUCAAUUUAGUGGGCUUUUAGCUAAACAUGGUGCAGAGAAAGAAAAACGUCAAUGCUUAGCUAGCAUGUUUGUAACAUUUAUUGACAAGGAAAUAAAUAAAGCAAAAAGCA